UAAUGGCGCUCGUGUCAUUGCUCCAAUGGACACCCUGGAAGUAACAAGUCUUGUGGUUUGCACUUAAUAAAUAAAGGCAAACCAGUGCCAUAAAAUAAACAAUAAUUAAAUACUUAAGUUUAAAAUAAAUAAUUAAAACAACAUAAAUUAAUUAUCAUCAGCAAAUAAUAAUCAUAAUAUAUAUAAUAAAUGGAGUUUUUAAAAUAACAAAAAGAAACAAAAGACAAAAAACCCUAAACAAUUGUUGAUAAUUAAUUGUUCAAUAAGCAGAAGUUUCGAGUUUUUAAUUUAAAGUGGGUGUUGAGUGUUUAAUUAAAAGUGUAACACAUUGGAUACCAAAGACAAUGGAUUACGUGUUGAUAAAAGACAUACGACCCGGACAGAAAAAUAUAAAUGUGGUAUUUAUUGUUCUUGAGGUUGGACACCCUACAAUAACUAAAGAAAACCGCGAAGUUCGAACAUUUAAAGUUGCCGAUUCAACCGCGUGUAUGAAUGUCUCGAUUUGGGACGAACCCGGACAAUUACUGGUACCUGGUGAUAUUGUCAGACUUACAAAAGGAUACGCGUCUGUUUGGAGACAAUGUUUGACUUUGUACUCGGGUAAAAAUGGUGAUAUACAAAAAAUAGGUGAAUUUUGUAUGGUUAUUAAUGAACAAUUAAAUAUGAGCGAACCUAAUCCAGCAUUAGCACAGCAGCUUGUUAAUCAAGGUGGUUCUGGACCACCUGGUAAUAUUAAUAAUACUAUUACUAACAAUGGAAAUGCUAAUAAUAUUGCUGGUACACCAAGACAAUCACCAAUUGCUAUUCAAAGUAACUCAACUACACCAAAUACACCAGCAACAGCAAGUAGUUCUGCUAAAAGUGGUAAUGGUGGUGGUGGUACUGGUGCUGCUGGAGGUGGUACCAGUUCGACAGGAUUACCUGGAGGUUCUGCAAGAUUCACAGCUAAUGAAAGCACUCCAAAGACAACUACUAACCCAUCGACUGGGAAAACCAGCACACGAGGCCGAGGUAAUUACAGGAAUGGAGGCCGCAGUGAUCGCAGAUAACAUCACGAAUCCCCAAUAAAUUCGACUGUAAAAAAUUGUGUCUAAAUUAAAUGAGACUUUUAUAAACUUUCUCAUUUAAAUGUAAAAUAUUGUGUUCUCAACACUCAUGUACAGUACGCGAAUUAUAUUUCAUUUAUUACUUUUUUUUGCUAUUUUCACUUAAAUUAUUAAAUGUAAACAGGUGUUUUUA
Molecule: messenger RNA, 1239 nt
Organism: Microplitis demolitor
Lineage: Eukaryota; Metazoa; Arthropoda; Insecta; Hymenoptera; Braconidae
Product: SOSS complex subunit B homolog
Exons: 3
Coding region: 345-1049 (234 amino acids)
Biological process (GO): response to ionizing radiation; double-strand break repair via homologous recombination; mitotic cell cycle checkpoint signaling
Cellular component (GO): SOSS complex
Molecular function (GO): DNA binding
Source: RefSeq, a predicted model, not a curated record